AUGGCAGGACCACGUUCCAGCCUGUGGGCCAGGCUGCUGCUGGUAGCCCUGCUGAGUGCCAGCCUUCCUGGGAUCACAGCCAAUCGCUGCAAGAAGGCCCAAGUGAAGAGCUGCACGGAGUGCAUCCGCGUGGAUAAGGACUGUGCCUACUGCAUAGAUGAGCUGUUCACAGAGCGGCGCUGCAACACGCCAGAGGAGCUGCUGGCUGCUGGCUGCCGGCGGGAGAGUCUGGUGGUCAUGGAGAGCAGCUUUGAGAUCACAGAGGAGAGCCAGAUCGACCAGAAGCUACACCGCAGUCAGGUGUCCCCCCAGGGAAUGUACGUCCGGCUGCGGCCAGGCGAGGAGAGGCACUUCGACCUCCAGGUGUUCGAGCCCCUGGAGAGUCCCGUAGACCUGUACAUCCUCAUGGACUUCUCCAACUCCAUGUCCGAUGACUUGGACAACCUCAAGCAGAUGGGCUCGAACCUGGCCCAGGUCCUGAGCAAGCUCACCAGCGACUACACCAUUGGGUUCGGCAAGUUUGUGGACAAGGUCAGCGUCCCCCAGACGGACAUGAGGCCUGAGAAGCUGAAGGAACCUUGGCCCAACAGCGACCCACCAUUCUCCUUCAAGAAUGUCAUCAGCCUGACCAAGGAUGCCAAUGAGUUCCGGGACAAGCUGCAGGGAGAGCGGAUCUCAGGCAACCUGGACGCCCCGGAGGGCGGCUUCGAUGCCAUCCUGCAGACGGCUGUGUGCACGAGAGCCAUCGGCUGGCGCCCAGACAGCACCCACCUGCUGGUGUUUUCCACUGAAUCAGCCUUCCACUACGAAGCCGAUGGUGCCAACGUGCUGGCCGGCAUCAUGAGCCGCAAUGAUGAGAGGUGCCACCUGGAUGCCACGGGCACCUACACCCAGUACAACAUGCAGGACUACCCGUCGGUACCCACUCUGGUGCGCCUGCUCGCCAAGCACAACAUCAUCCCCAUCUUUGCUGUCACCAACUACUCCUACAGCUACUACGAGAAACUUCACACGUACUUCCCCGUGUCCUCCUUGGGGGUGCUGCAGGAGGACUCAUCCAACAUCGUGGAGCUGUUGGAGGAGGCCUUCAAUCGUAUCCGCUCCAACCUGGACAUCCGAGCCCUGGACAGUCCCCGAGGCCUGCGAACGGAGGUCACCUCCAAAAUGUACCAGAAGACUGCCACGGGGUCCUUCCACAUCCGGCGGGGUGAAGUGGGCACCUACCAGGUACAGUUGCGGGCACUGGAAGCUGUGGAUGGGAAGCCUGUGUGCCAGCUGCCGGAAGAGGACCAGAAGGGCAACAUACACCUGAAGCCUUCCUUCUCUGACGGCCUCCGCCUGGACGUGGGCAUCAUGUGUGACAAAUGUGCCUGUGAGCUGGAGAAGGAGGUGCAGUCAGCACGCUGUGACUUCCAUGGGGACUUUAUGUGUGGCCACUGUGUGUGCGACGAGGGCUGGAGCGGCAGCACCUGCAACUGCUCCACGGGCGCGCUGAGUGACGUGACACCUUGCAUGCGGGACGGCGACGACAAGCCAUGCUCGGGCCGGGGCGAGUGCCAGUGCGGCCGCUGCGUGUGCUACGGCGAGAGCCGCUACGAGGGCCAAUUCUGCGAGUAUGACAAUGUGCAGUGCCCACGCACCUCCGGUGUGCUGUGCAAUGAUCGGGGACGUUGCACCAUGGGCCAGUGUGUGUGCGAGCCCGGUUGGACAGGCCCGAGCUGUGACUGUCCCCUCAGCAAUGACACGUGUAUCGACAGCAAUGGGGGUAUCUGCAAUGGGCGAGGUUACUGCGAGUGUGGUCGCUGCCACUGCCACCAGCACUCACUGUACACGGAUGCCAUCUGUGAGAUCAACUACUCAGUGAUACCUCUAGGCCUCUGCGAGGACCUGCGCUCCUGUGUGCAAUGCCAGGCCUGGGGCACCGGAGCCAAGAAGGGGCGCACCUGUGAGGAGUGCAGCUUCAAGGUCAAGAUGGUGGACGAACUUAAGAAAGCGGAGGAAGUGAUCGGCUACUGCUCCUUCCGGGACGAGGACGAUGACUGCACCUACAGCUACACUGUGGAGGGCGACGGCAGCCCUGGGCCCAACAGCACAGUGUUGGUACAGCGGAAGAAGGACUGCCCACCUGGCAACUUCUGGUGGCUCCUCCCCCUGAUCCUGCUGCCGCUCCUGGCGCUGCUGUUACUGCUGUGCUGCAAGUACUGUGCCUGCUGCAAGGCCUGCCUGGCUCUUCUCCCCUGUUGCAGCCAAGGUCACAUGGUGGGCUUUAAAGAAGACCACUACAUGCUGCGGGAGAACCUCAUGGCCUCCGACCACCUGGACACGCCCAUGCUGCGCAGCGGGAACCUCAAGGGGCGUGACACGGUCCGUUGGAAGAUCACCAACAACGUGCAGCGGCCAGGCCAUGCCGCCCACACGGCCAGCACCAACCCCAGCGAGCUGGUGCCCUAUGGACUGUCCCUGCGCCUUGCCCGCCUCUGCACCGAGAACCUGCUAAAACCGGAUACACGGGAGUGCAGCCAGCUGCGCCAGGAGGUGGAGGAAAAUCUGAAUGAGGUUUACCGGCAGAUCACAGGUGCACACAAGCUCCAGCAGACCAAAUUCCGGCAGCAGCCCAACGCCGGGAAAAAGCAAGACCACACCAUUGUGGACACGGUGCUGAUGGCACCACGCGCAGCCAAGCUGGCACUGCUGAAGCUGACAGAAAAGCACGUGGAGCAGGGGGCCUUCCAUGACCUGAAGGUGGCCCGCGGCUACUAUACCCUCACCGCAGAGCAGGAUGCCCGGGGCAUGGUGGAGUUCCAGGAGGGCGUGGAGCUGGUGGACGUACGUGUGCCUCUCUUCAUGCGGCCAGACGAUGACGAUGAGAAGCAGCUCUUGGUGGAAGCCAUCGACGUCCCUGUGGGCACAGCCACUCUGGGCCGCCGCCUGGUCAACAUCACCAUCAUCAGGGAGCAAGCUAGUGGGGUGGUGUCCUUCGAGCAGCCCGAGUACUCGGUGGGCCGCGGGGAGCAGGUGGUCCGCAUUCCUGUCACCCGGCGCAUCGUGGACAAUGGCAAGUCCCAGGUCUCAUACCGCACGCAGGACAACACGGCCAAGGGCAACCGGGACUAUGUCCCCAUCGAGGGUGAGCUGCUCUUCCACCCCGGGGAGACCUGGAAGGAGCUGAAGGUGACACUUCUGGAACCUCAGGAAGUGGACUCCCUUCUGCGGGGCCGUCAGAACCGCCGCUUCAACAUCCAACUCAGCAACCCCAAGUUCGGGGCCCGCCUAGGCCAGCCCCAGUCGGCCACCAUCAUCAUCGGAGACCAAGACGAAGUGGACCAGGGCUUUGUGAGUCAGACCCAGUCAUCAUUCCUGCUCCCUCACGGCGACCUGGGAGCCCCUCAGAAUCCCAAUGCCAAGGCCGCUGGGUCUCGGAAGAUCCAUUUCAAUUGGCUGCCCCCUCCCGGCAAGCCUGCAGGCUACAGGGUAAAGUACUGGAUCCAGGGUGACUCCGAGGCUGAAGCUCACCUGCUUGACAGUAAGGUGCCCUCGGUGGAACUCACCAACCUGUACCCGUAUUGCGACUAUGAGAUGAAGGUGUGUGCCUAUGGGGCACAGGGCGAGGGCCCCUACAGCACCCUGGUAUCCUGCCGCACCCACCAAGAAGUACCCAGUGAGCCAGGGCGCCUUGCCUUCAAUGUCGUCUCCUCCACGGUGACCCAGCUGAGCUGGGCUGAACCUGCGGAGACCAACGGCGAGAUCACUGCCUACGAGGUCUGCUACGGCUUGGUCAACGAGGACAAUCGACCCAUUGGGCCCAUGAAGAAGGUGCUGGUGGACAGCCCCAAGAGCCGCAUGCUGCUCAUCGAGAACCUGCGCGAGUCCCAGCCCUAUCGCUACACCGUCAAGGCGCGCAACGGGGCUGGCUGGGGCCCCGAGCGGGAAGCCAUCAUCAACCUGGCCACCCAGCCCAAGCGGCCCAUGUCCAUCCCCAUCAUCCCGGACAUCCCCAUCGUGGACGCCCAGGGCGGCGAAGACUACGAGAGCUUCCUCAUGUACAGCGAUGACGUCCUCCGCUCCCCCGCCGGGAGCCAGAGGCCCAGCGUGUCCGACGACACUGGCUGCGGCUGGAACUUCGAGCCCGUGCUGGGGGCGGAGCUGGACCUGCGGCGCGUCACGUGGCGGCUGCCCCCGGAGCUCAUCCCGCGCCUGUCGGCGAGCAGCGGGCGCUCCUCCUCCGACGCCGCCACCGAGGGGGGCGCGGACGGGCAGGGGGACCCCCGGCCCCGCUGCGCGACGCCCCGGCCCCCCGGAGAACACCUGGUGAACGGCCGGAUGGACUUUGCCUUUCCGGGCAGCGCCAACUCCCUGCACAGGAUGACCACAGCCACCAGCAGCUAUGGCACCCACCUGAGCCCUCACCUGCCCCGGGGCGUGCACAGCACCUCCUCCACCCUCACGCGGGACUACCACUCGCUGACCCGCACGGAGCACUCGCACACGGCCACACUGCCUCGGGAUUACUCCACCCUCAGCUCACUCUCCUCCCAGGACUCACGCCUGAUGGCAGGUGUGCCCGACACACCCACUCGCCUGGUAUUCUCGGCCCUGGGGCCCACGUCGCUGAAAGUGAGCUGGCAAGAGCCACAGUGUGAGCGUGCACUGCUGGGCUACAGCGUGGAGUACCAGCUGCUGACUGGCGGGGAAGUGCAUCAGCUCACCAUCCCCAGCCCCGAGCAGACAUCAGUGGUGGUGGAAGACCUCCUACCCAACCACUCCUAUGUGUUCCGCGUGCGGGCGCAGAGCCAGGAGGGCUGGGGCCGAGAGCGAGAGGGCAUCAUCACCAUCGAGUCACAGGUGCACCCACAGAACCCGCUCUGCCCCCUGCCAGGUUCCACCUUCACCCUGAGCACCCCCAGUGCCCCAGGCCCACUGGUGUUCACGGCCCUGAGCCCAGACUCCCUGCAGCUGAGCUGGGAACGGCCACGGAGGCCCAAUGGAGAUAUCCUCGGCUACCUGGUGACCUGCGAGAUUGUCCACGGAGGAGGUCCAGCCACCACAUUCCGGGUGGAUGGAGACAACCCCGAGAGCCGACUGACCGUGCCAGGCCUCAGCGAGAACGUGCCUUACAAGUUCAAGGUGCAGGCCAGGACGACCGAGGGCUUCGGGCCAGAACGAGAGGGCAUCAUCACCAUCGAGUCCCAAGAUGGAGGCCCCUUCCCACAGCUGGGUAGCCAUGCUGGCCUCUUCCAACACCCACUGCAGAGCGAGUACAGCACUGUCACCUCCACCCACACCAGCACCACGGAGCCAUUCCUCAUGGAUGGUCUGGCCCUGGGGUCUCAGCACCUGGAGGCCAGUGGCUCCCUCACCCGGCACGUGACUCAGGAGUUUGUAAGCAGGACACUGACCACCAGUGCCCAGGUAGACCAGCAGUUCUUCCACUCCUGAGCUCACCCCAUAGCGGCCUGGACUCGCUGCACCUCCUCUGCCGUGCCUCUCCAACCACAAACCAGG
Molecule: messenger RNA, 5502 nt
Organism: Ochotona curzoniae (black-lipped pika)
Lineage: Eukaryota; Metazoa; Chordata; Mammalia; Lagomorpha; Ochotonidae
Gene: ITGB4
Product: integrin subunit beta 4
Exons: 40
Coding region: 1-5436 (1811 amino acids)
Biological process (GO): cell migration; cell-matrix adhesion; integrin-mediated signaling pathway
Cellular component (GO): membrane; focal adhesion; integrin complex
Molecular function (GO): integrin binding
Source: RefSeq, a predicted model, not a curated record